This is a messenger RNA of Guyanagaster necrorhizus, 1488 nucleotides long. RefSeq names its product phosphoprotein phosphatase PPZ. Bases 1 to 1488 code for a protein of 495 amino acids. NCBI's taxonomy places the organism in Eukaryota, Fungi, Basidiomycota, Agaricomycetes, Agaricales, Physalacriaceae. Gene Ontology annotation, cellular component: cytoplasm; nucleus. Gene Ontology annotation, molecular function: protein serine/threonine phosphatase activity. The record is from RefSeq and is a predicted model, not a curated record. The transcript is spliced from 3 exons.
AUGGGCCAGCAGCCAUCCAAGAAGUCAAAGAAGGGUAGCAAGGACAAGGACAAGGACAAGGAGCACGAUUCACCGUCUCCUGAAACAGCAACGGAGGAGGUGGGAGAAAGCACGCCGCAAAGUUCCUUGUCCCGAACGACGGGCUCAGACGCAGUUAACGGCGUCGACAAAUCACUACCGAACGGAGGGCCUGCAAUAAGUGUAUCGGAUCCCGAUGGCACUGCCAUAGCGUCCUCUGGAAAUGGCACUAGUUCUCCCUAUCACAGCAAAACCGCCGACCCCGCUUCUACUGACCCUCCUCCACCAAGCCCUGUCUCUCCAGCACCUUCGUCUUCUACAUCGCAAGUCUCUCCGAAGCCUUCUCCUGCUCCUCUAGAUAUACCGGCCACCCAGACUAUUCUAUCUAAUUCAAACAUGUUUAGUCCCGGAUCGGCCUCCAGUAACGGACUUCAAAGCGAGAAUGGAGGAGUCAAGGAGAAGCCGCGGCCGUUUGAUGUUGAUGACAUGAUACUGCGUCUUCUGGAUGUUGGAUAUACGGGGAAAGUCAGCAAAUCUCUCUGCCUUAAAAAUACAGAGAUUACUUCCAUCUGCCUUGCUGCCCGAGAGGUUUUCCUCAGCCAGCCUACUCUUGUCGAAUUGUCGCCUCCUGUGAAGAUCGUCGGUGAUGUCCACGGGCAGUACUCGGACCUCAUUCGGUUGUUCGAAAUGUGCGGUUUUCCUCCCGCCGCAAAUUACCUUUUUCUUGGGGAUUAUGUCGACCGUGGCAAACAAAGUCUCGAAACUAUCCUCUUACUUCUCUGCUACAAGAUCAAGUAUCCAGAGAACUUUUUCUUAUUGAGGGGGAACCAUGAAUGCGCGAAUGUGACGCGAGUGUAUGGAUUCUAUGAUGAGUGCAAACGACGCUGUAAUAUCAAGACGUGGAAAACUUUUAUCGAUGUUUUCAAUUGCCUACCCAUUGCCGCCGUCGUUGCCUCCAAGAUUUUCUGCGUCCAUGGAGGUCUAUCACCUUCUCUUCACUCUAUGGAGGAUAUAAAGCGGAUACAAAGGCCAACAGACGUUCCAGACUAUGGUCUUCUGAACGACUUGCUCUGGUCGGAUCCGUCUGAUACAGCUCUAGAUUGGGAGGAUAAUGAGAGGGGAGUGAGCUAUUGCUUUGGGAAAGCUAUCAUCAAUGAGUUCCUCGUUCGCUACGACAUGGAUCUCAUAUGCCGGGCGCAUAUGGUCGUAGAAGAUGGUUACGAGUUUUGGAACGAUCGAACGUUAGUCACGGUGUUCAGCGCGCCUAACUAUUGUGGAGAAUUUGAUAAUUAUGGGGCAUGCAUGAGCGUGUCAGAAGACCUACUCUGUGCCUUCGAGUUGCUCAAACCUCUUGACGGUGCCGCAUUACGGAAAGAAAUGACUAAAGCAAAGCGGAAAAGGUGCGCACUAUAUACAUCAGUCCUUUCACAUUCUAAUCGCUUUAUGUCUAGUAUGGCUACGGCCGCAUGA